Haliotis rubra (blacklip abalone) is the source of this 2521-nucleotide messenger RNA. RefSeq names its product ankyrin-3-like. The transcript has a single exon. The record is from RefSeq and is a predicted model, not a curated record. Gene Ontology annotation, molecular function: protein binding. NCBI's taxonomy places the organism in Eukaryota, Metazoa, Mollusca, Gastropoda, Lepetellida, Haliotidae. The coding region runs from base 1 to 2382 and encodes 793 amino acids.
AUGUUGAAGAUCUGCAAAUUGGACAAAAUGUCAAAAAAGGCAAUUUUAGAGGGAAAUCAAAAGAAGCUUCGAGAACUUUUGGAAACCAUUUCCAAAAUGGGACUAGAAGAAAUCUUACAAUCAUUGACUGAAGCAGAAGAUGGAAGUGAGCACACAUUUCUUUGUGUGGCUGUUCAACAAGGAAGUAUUGACAUGGUGAGGGAGCUUGUAGAGUUUCAAGAUGUACAUAUGACUGAAUGUUGUAGACCAUUGCUCCAAACCUGCCUUCAACAUGAUAACCUCCAGCUUGCCAAGUAUCUGCUCGAGAAUGAGUAUGAAACAAGUGCCACUGAUCAAAGUAUGUUGAUGCCUCAGCUAUGUGAACAGAACAACACAUCAGCAGUGGAACUACUCCUUGAACAUGGAUGUGAUGUUAAUACAAGGAGUACAGCAGGAUUUACUUUGUUGCAGAUAGCUUGUACAAAAAACUACUGUGAGCUUUUAAGAACCCUUUUACGUUACAACCCCGACGUGGUGAAGGCAGAUUCAGACGGAAACACUGUUCUCCAUCAGUCUGUGAAUCAAAGGCUCAAAGAUAUUGUUGCAACACUUGUACAUUACCUCCAAAGAAACAAUCAAAACCUAAACUGCAGAAACAAAGAGGGCAAUACAGCACUAAUGAUUGCCAUCAAGGGGAAAGAUGUUGAAACUGCAAACAUUCUGCUGGAAUACAAUAUGGCUGUAAACACUGUCAACAACAAAGGGGACACACCUCUUCACUAUGCCUGCAACAUACCUAGUAUGGACAUAGUAACUUUUCUCCUGAGACGGGACGCACAUGUGAAUAUUUCAAACAAGCAAGGAGUGACACCACUGCAUGUAGCUUCUAGCAAUGGAGAUUUGAAAACUAUUCAGCAUGUUGAUGAGCGUUCAACUUGUCAAAAAACAUCAAGAUCGCACGAUACAUUGUGUAUCAGAGAUGGGAUAGUCCACGUACUUCUCAAAAGAGGUGCUGAUGUCAAUCUGCAGACUGUGACAGGUGACACAGCACUUCAUUAUGCUUGCAGACACGGCACACAUUCUGCCGUGGGUGCUCUUAUUAAAGCGGAUGCACUGAUUGAAGUGAAAAACAAGUUUGGUGAAGUACCACUACAUUUAGCCUGUAUGACACCGUGGAGCACAGAGAUCAGUUUACUCCUUACAUGCUCUGUUGUUGAUAUGAAGACUGCAGCAGGGAAUACUCCUCUUCAUUUAGCCUGCUCAAGUAACAACACGAACGCAGUUCAAACCCUCCUGAACAUGGAAGCAGAUGUGAAUGCCCAAAACAAUGGUCACCAUACACCACUAUGCAUUGCAUUUGGGAGAAAAAGCCAUGGAGCAUUAGAGAUCCUGUUAAACAAAUACAGACCUACUAACCUGAAGCAUGUCAUGUGCUCCACUAAUGAGAACAGGUGUGCUGCAGCCUGGCUUGCAUGUUCUAAGGUUGAACAUCCCACUGCAUUUUACAGUGACUUUACUCUUAUCAAAGAACCAAUAUUAGAGCACCUGUGUAGAAGAAAUAAUUUGGAGGAUAUGGAACGUCUUCUCAUGCAAGAUGUGUCACUGGAGACAAUCAAUCAAUGUUUAUAUCUGGCUUGCACACUCAGACAUGUAAGCAUCAUUAUGGCCCUGUUGGAACAUAAUGCCAAUCCGGGAUGGAAAACUCGUAAUGACAACACAUCAUUACAUGCUGCUGUUGCAUCAAAUUCAGAAGAGACUGUAAGUGCCCUGCUGUCAGCGAAGAAUAUCAAGGAAUGCAUCAAUGCCAAGAACAAAACUGGAGAUACUGCCCUACACAUAGCGUGUAGACACACACAUACAGGAAUUCUGAAACCUCUGUUAAAGUCUGGUGCUGAUCCGAACAUCAGAAACACCUCUGAUGAAGCUCCCUUACAUGUGGCUUGCAAACAAAAAGAUGCAAAAACUGUUGAAAUCCUUUUAGAGAAAGGUUUUGAUGCAAACUCCCUAGCAAGGGGUUAUUCUCCUCUCCAUACCGCAUGUAAGUAUUCCAAUCUGGCCGUGGUUAGGGUUUUGGUUGAAUACAAAGCUAACGUUAAUGCGGCUGCAAGAAUGACAACGCCUCUUCAUGUUGCUGAAAAGGAAAGGAAAGAAGAUAUUGUUCGAUAUCUCAUUCAAAAUGGAGCCAACAAGUUAGCCAGAGAUGUCGACCAACGAACUCCUCUUGCAUAUAGAUACUAUGCCAAUGGUCAUGCACACAUCACUCCUGAUGUGGAAUUAUUGUUGAACAAGGGAUCAGAUGUGAACCGCGCCUUGUCGGAUGGAAACAUUGCAUUAAUACAUGAGGUGAGAGAAAAUCACCUAGAUGUAGUCAAAGAGCUGGUUAGGGAGGGGGGCAAUCAUUGACAAGCGUGACAUAGAUGGACGUUCUCCACUCCUACUAGCUUGCUAUUUUGGGUUUGCUGAGAUUGUCAAGUAUCUUGUUCAAAGUAAAGCCACCAUCGACAAUCCUGACGAGCAAGGUCGGACGCCACUUUACAUGGCA